AUGGGUUCAACGCCUACCGGGAUUGCAACGCCGCAGCCAGAUCCCUCCGACAAGCGCGUCCCCGGGAUCAUGCCUAGUUUCUUUGCACAGGUUGGUGCUGGUUCCGAUUCUAAUUCAAUCCCUACCGCUGCCACCACCAGUAUACGGCCUUCUACCUCUUUCUCUCCUUCUCCUCCUCCUCCUCCACCACCUCCUCCUCAUCCCAUAUCUUCUCCUUCUUCUACCCAUCAUACCCCAGGGAAACAUAGUAGUGAUGAUGGUGUGGUUGCUGUUGGGGAUCCUUGCCAGCAGACCGGAGAGACACAGCAGCAGGAAAUACAACCAGAUGUUCUGAAACCGCCUACUUCAACAUCAACCUCCCCUCCCCUCACUGAAUCGACCAAUCUGUUGGACCGCGGUUGUCAGAACCCAGCACUUGUCAACACACCUUCCCGUCCUGCCACCGCCCAGAGUCUCGAGGUUAUAUCAGACAAGGACUACUUGCUCGCCUCUUCCAAGGAUACAAGUAGCGGUGGCGGUGGCCGCACUGAUGCUGGUGCUGUUGCUGUCAAUCCUUUACCGACUCCUCCCCGCUCCUCCUUUUGUUCUAUCGCCAAUAGGGACACCGAAGAGGCUCAGAAUGGUGCCCCAGAAGUCGAUACAGGAGUGAGCUCGGUUUACCGUGCCCUGAAGAACCUUAUCUUCUCCAAAACCUCACAAAAGCAAAAGCCCAAACGACAUACCUCCUUUCCUGUCUCCAGUGUUUCCCCAGAUGCUGUCAUGGCUUCCCACUUUUCCAAACCCUCCCGUCCCUCUUCACAAUCAAUAUCAAAGCCCAAUUCCCUCUCAUCUUCCUCCAAAUCUUCUUCCCAAACUCACAAUGAUCACCUUCAUCACCACCACUCAAUCUCCAGCUCUUGUGAAGACCUGGAAAAGCUGACACACAGCGUGGCCGCGGGCCCGCGGACAAAGAACACACCUCCUCUCACCCCUCGCGCAAUGUCCAAUGAAACCGAUGCCGCGGAGAAGAGAGAUCCUCCAAGAUCGAUAAUAGAGCACUCUCCCCCUCACCAGGGUAACAAGACCCCGGAUAGCAGCUCCCAGGGCGGAAGACACUCGACUGCCUCUUCGUCGCAUGCGCGGAAAAGCAAAUCAAACAAGCCCACGGCUUCCUCCAGAUCUAGCGGAGCCUCGGAGGAAUCCGGCGUGCCGGUGACCGCGUCUUUAAAGGGAAAACUAACCGUCAAAAUAGUUGAAGGACGAGGCCUUCGUCCCAGCGUCGACCCUGACGUGCUUGGCCAUCAGUCGGAGCUCGACGUGUCUGUCUACGACCGCUCGAACCAUGAGGCUUUUCUCGGACAUUUGAAGCUAUCUCUCCACCUAAAGGAUGACCGCACCACGUUGUCGGGAUGGUACCCUCUACAGCCACUUGCUCAUGGCCAGGGGCCGGUGUCAGGAGAGAUAUUCCUACAAAUGAGUUUCCAAAAGACGGACAAGAAGCAAUUCGGUCCAAACGACUUCCAGAUUCUCAAGCUUAUCGGAAAGGGUACCUUUGGUCAGGUGUACCAGGUGAGGAAGAAGGACACCCAGCGGAUUUACGCUAUGAAGGUAUUGUCGAAGAAGGUCAUUAUCCAGAAAAAGGAGAUCGCCCAUACUCUUGGAGAGAGAAACAUCCUUGUCCGCACCGCCAUGACGGACUCCCCGUUUAUUGUUGGCCUCAAGUUUUCCUUCCAGACCCCUACGGAUUUGUACCUGGUCACAGAUUACAUGUCAGGCGGCGAGCUGUUCUGGCAUCUCCAGAAGGAAGGCCGAUUCCUCGAAGCUCGCGCGAAGUUCUACAUUGCCGAAUUGAUCCUUGCCCUACAGCAUCUUCAUGACCAUGACAUUGUGUACCGCGAUCUGAAGCCUGAGAACAUUCUUCUUGAUGCCAACGGGCAUAUAGCUCUAUGCGACUUUGGCUUAUCCAAGGCCAAUCUCACCAAGGAUGACACUACCAACACCUUCUGCGGCACAACCGAAUAUCUCGCUCCGGAAGUCUUACUUAACGAAACCGGAUACACUAAAAUGGUCGACUUCUGGUCCCUAGGUGUCCUUGUAUUUGAAAUGUGCUGCGGCUGGAGCCCAUUCUAUGCCGAGGAUACCCAGCAAAUGUAUAAGAAUAUCGCGUUCGGCAAGGUUCGGUUCCCGCGCGAUGCCCUCAGCGCAGAAGGUAGGAAUUUCGUCAAGGGCCUGUUGAACCGCAACCCUGAACACCGGCUUGGCUACCGGGAUGACGCUAAGGAGCUCAUGGCACAUCCAUUCUUCCAUGACAUCGACUGGGUCGUACUAGCCAAUAAGGGUGUCAUCCCUCCCUUCAAACCAACACUUACGUCCGUCAUGGAUACUUCGUACUUUGACCCUGAGUUUACCACUGCUCUGGAACAAUCUGCCUCACUGAACGCCAGAGCCGCUGCAUUGGCAAAUGGGUUGAAUCCCGCCGGUACCCCGUUGUCGCCUGGCAUGCAAGCUAACUUUAAAGGUUUCACUUUUGUCAAUGAGAGUUCGAUGGAGCAUCAUAUGAGCCAUGGUGAGAAUUACUCUAGUAAUGCAGCAGACGAUUACAUGGAGGAAGAUUUCCCUGAGCAAUGGGCGCAGCCUCAUAAAGUUGGUGGUGGUAGCGGCAGGGCUGGCACAGGCCAUGGUGCUGGUCCUGAUCAUAGCCAUCGCAUGAGCGGAGUUGAACGCACAAACGCAGCAUCGAAUGGUGAUGCUGACGCAGGCAUCUUCCAUGACGACUAUCACUUUGAGAUGUGA
Messenger RNA from Nannizzia gypsea CBS 118893, 2772 nucleotides. Its product is annotated as AGC/AKT protein kinase. Lineage: Eukaryota; Fungi; Ascomycota; Eurotiomycetes; Onygenales; Arthrodermataceae. Gene Ontology annotation, biological process: protein phosphorylation. The transcript is spliced from 2 exons. Gene Ontology annotation, molecular function: ATP binding; protein serine/threonine kinase activity. The coding region runs from base 1 to 2772 and encodes 923 amino acids. The record is from RefSeq and is a predicted model, not a curated record.